UGAUUUUUCCGCUAUUGAGUUCUUCUGCUUCUCCCUCGUAUAUAUAUACGCACGCGCUCUCUCUCUGCCUCCCCUUACUUUGCAUAAUCCACGCUCUCCUCUCACUCUCUCUCUCUCUCUCACUCUCUCUCUCUCUCUCUCUCUACAUCGGCACUCAUUUUCUCUCUCAAUAGUCUAUGCACCCUCCCAAAAAUCUCAUCUAUAAUCUUCACUGAAUCUUGUGAUAGCUGAAGAAGAACCCCGGUGCCGGUGGUGAUGAAGGACGAUUGGAUAAGGGCGGCGUUGACGGACGACACGGUGGUGGUGGAACUACUGUUACGUAUCCGGAAGUUGUCUUCAUCGGAGCCCUCUUCGAAGCCUCCUUGCUCUAUUCCUUUGCCGCCGCAAAAGUGGGGAAUCCGCCAGACGCGGUCCAAGCCGGUCACUGUUAUGAAAAAGGAGUCCGCCACCACCACUACUACGAACACGAGAUUUAGCCCUACCACUCCGCUGACAUCGUGGAGUGGCGGCGCUACCUCUCCAAGCGAUGGCGACUAUGACGAGACAAGCCGCCUACCUUCCGAUCCAUCCUCCUCCGUCAGAUCCAAGGCAUUUUCUGAGCUCAAAGAGGAUGAUAACUUGGUUUUGAAGGAGAAACUUCAUUUGAGGAAGGAAUUAGCUUCAACACGAAUGACUUUCAGUGAACAGAGCGCUUGGAGCCACAACGUGAAGAGAAUGAAGUUGGAUCUAAAUCUACAGUCAACGAGUGUUUUGGGUGCGACCACUGAGCAUCGACUUAGUCCUAGUUUUGAACUGGCUUCAUCUCAUACCUGCAAAUUAAAAGACACAGAGACAUCCAAUGGAGGCUUUAUUCUACCAGAUCUAAAUAUGAUGCCAUUGGAGGAAGAGAUUGGAUCAGAGUCAUUUUAUCGAAUCAACUGACUGGUGAAGGGUAAUAACUCUGGUUGUGUCUCUUAUCUUUCCCGAACCAAACGGUUAAGAAUGAUAAAUAUAUUAUGAUGGUCCAGCUGCUCGUGAACUUGCAUGUUCCCAAAUAGUUAGUUAUAUGACUCGCUUGAAGCUGGAGAAUUACGACUCAGACAUUUUUUUUACAGGCGGGUUGGCUGAUGAUGAGUUGUAAUUGGUGGUUCUUGAAGAAAAGGGGGGUAUUAUAGAAUCAAGCUUAGCAUGAAGCUUUAGAUAUGUAGAAAUUGUUUUGACAUUUUUUCUUUGUUUCUUUCAAGUUCUUUUGGGGUAAAUAAAAACCUCGUCAUUUCUUAAGAAAACAGAAAUGCUGCUUUAUUCUGUGUUCCUAUUUGUGCGACAGGCAACUGAAGUUUUUUGGGCCGAGAUGUGCCCAGCUCGGCCUAGGGUAGCUGGAUGAGUAUUGGGCUGGCUAAUGCCCUUUUAAAGUAAUAGUCAUAAUUGAACGUGUGUAACACGUUUUUCUAAAAUA
This is a messenger RNA of Olea europaea var. sylvestris, 1435 nucleotides long. RefSeq lists its product as uncharacterized. Lineage: Eukaryota; Viridiplantae; Streptophyta; Magnoliopsida; Lamiales; Oleaceae. The record is from RefSeq and is a predicted model, not a curated record. Bases 256 to 921 code for a protein of 221 amino acids. The transcript is spliced from 4 exons.